AUGGAAGCCUACACGCCUGACUUGACGGUGAACGAGGCAGAAUACCAUGGACGGAUACUUUGUUUCGAUUUGCUAUCGACUUUGGACAAGGGGCGCGUCGUAAUUUGUGGUAACUCGAAUUUGGUGAAAUGGACUACAAAGCACCAGGCUUGCAGCUGCUCCGACAGAGCUAAACCGGCUGCGCUCAUGACCAAAGCACGAUUAGGAAGCGCGGCGUUACAACGGGAAGAAGGUGAAGUAAUCACCUCAGAAGACGACCGCCAAGAUUUGAUCACCCUCAACCGACUGGGCGAGAAGCUAGAACCAAAGCUGAUUGGCUUAGUCGUCGCGUAA
This is a messenger RNA of Phytophthora megakarya, 333 nucleotides long. The record is from the annotation of a GenBank genome assembly. Lineage: Eukaryota; Oomycota; Peronosporomycetes; Peronosporales; Peronosporaceae.